CCAUUUUGGCUCAAGUGUUUUUCUGCCUCGACGGCGGCCGCGCCCUGUCCCCCUCCGGUGCCGUGGGGCCGCCCCGCCAAGGGGAGGAGCGCCCUCCCCUCUUCGAGCAUGGCCCGCGAUCGGGCCACUCGACGAGCCGAGGCGGCGUGCCGCCAGUCCGCGCCCACGUCCGCCUCGCGCCUCGCCGCGGCGCGGCCGGACGCGAAGCCGGAGCCCCCCAGGCCGCCUCUGCACAAACCCUCGGACGUCAUGUGGGAGGUGCCUCCGCUGUACUUGCCGACUGUGUGCUUCGAGCUGCAUUCACCGAGGAGACUUGCGAGCGGUGGUUCGUCGCUCUGCAGCACUCCUGGGCGCACCGCUGGCGGAGACUCCGCGGAGGGAGACUUCCCGCGGGCCGACGGCGAGAGCGAGGACCACGACGAGGCCUGCAUUUUCUCGUUCGAGGAGGACGAGUCCAAGCCGACGUGGAGUUACUCCACCGGCGGGCCCGCGCAGAUGCACCUGGUUGAGCUGGAGGGGGACGAGGCCGAGGACAUUGGCCAGCGCAAGCACGUCGACAUUUGGAGGCAGUCGCGGAGCUCGAAGCAGGCGUUCGGAACUGUCGGCGCGGAACCCGACCGGCUUGGCGCCAGCCCCGUGCUCCUGUCAGCCCUCGAGCGGGUGGCCGCCGAGGCUGGGAGCUUCGACGCGUCCGAUGCGGCCGCCGCAGGCUGGCGCCAGUGA
Molecule: messenger RNA, 723 nt
Organism: Prorocentrum cordatum
Lineage: Eukaryota; Dinophyceae; Prorocentrales; Prorocentraceae
Source: the annotation of a GenBank genome assembly